Molecule: messenger RNA, 1019 nt
Organism: Vombatus ursinus (common wombat)
Lineage: Eukaryota; Metazoa; Chordata; Mammalia; Diprotodontia; Vombatidae
Product: tropomyosin alpha-3 chain
Exons: 8
Coding region: 23-769 (248 amino acids)
Biological process (GO): muscle contraction; actin filament organization
Cellular component (GO): actin filament
Molecular function (GO): actin filament binding
Source: RefSeq, a predicted model, not a curated record
GAGCCGGAACGGGGCGGGCACCAUGGCUGGUAUCACCACCAUCGAGGCGGUGAAGCGCAAGAUUCAGGUUCUGCAGCAGCAGGCCGAUGACGCCGAGGAGAGGGCCGAGCGUCUCCAGCGGGAGGUGGAGGGGGAGAAGCGGGCCCGGGAACAGGCUGAGGCUGAGGUGGCUUCCUUGAACCGUCGGAUCCAGCUGGUUGAGGAGGAGCUGGACCGUGCUCAGGAGCGCCUGGCGACUGCUCUACAGAAGCUAGAGGAAGCAGAGAAGGCAGCUGAUGAGAGUGAGAGAGGUAUGAAGGUCAUUGAAAAUCGGGCCUUGAAAGAUGAAGAGAAGAUGGAACUGCAAGAAAUCCAACUGAAAGAGGCCAAACACAUUGCAGAAGAAGCAGACAGGAAGUACGAGGAGGUGGCCCGCAAGUUGGUGAUCAUUGAGGGGGACUUGGAGCGCACAGAGGAGCGGGCCGAGCUGGCUGAAUCCCGUUGCCGGGAGAUGGAUGAGCAGAUCAGACUGAUGGACCAGAACCUGAAGUGUCUGAAUGCUGCUGAAGAAAAGUAUUCUCAGAAAGAAGACAAAUAUGAGGAGGAGAUAAAGAUUCUUACUGAUAAACUCAAAGAGGCAGAGACCCGUGCUGAGUUUGCUGAGAGAUCGGUAGCCAAGCUGGAAAAGACAAUUGAUGACUUGGAAGAUAAACUGAAAUGCACCAAAGAGGAGCACCUCUGCACACAAAGGAUGCUGGACCAGACUCUGCUUGACCUGAAUGAGAUGUAGAAACGCCUUUCCCCCAGCCCCACCCUGUCGCUGCUCCUUCCACUGACUCUGACUUUGCUGGAGACCAGCCUGCCUGAAGCUGACCUUUAACCCGAAGGCUGCUUUCUUCUCUGGGUCCUUGCUUACCCUCUCCCCACCCCACCCCUACCUCCAACUCCCCAUGUCAAUUUCACCAAAACUGUCUGCAGCUCUACCCUAGAGAUCUCACAUGGACUAAGGGCUGAGCACUUUUGGGAACAACAUUUAAGGG